Colletotrichum karsti is the source of this 1560-nucleotide messenger RNA. RefSeq lists its product as uncharacterized. The coding region runs from base 1 to 1560 and encodes 519 amino acids. Lineage: Eukaryota; Fungi; Ascomycota; Sordariomycetes; Glomerellales; Glomerellaceae. The record is from RefSeq and is a predicted model, not a curated record. The transcript is spliced from 5 exons.
AUGAAGUUCCUCAAUCGCCACUCGCACAUCAAGAAAUUGUGUCUGGACCGAGGCACAGACACCUUCAUUGACGAUCACCUCCUACCCUGCUUGUCCAACGGUAACUGGGCCAAUUUGAACUCACUAUCGUUGACAUGGGAGGGGCCAGGCAUGGAGAAAUCAACUCGGCCACACAUUGCCCGGGUGUCCGAAUCUGCACUAGCCGCAAUUGGGUCCUUGGAUAGCCUCGAGCAGCUCAGUUUGACCGCAGGGGUUACUUGUGGCUGGCGUCGCCAAUGGCUGAUUGACCACGAUGCUGUUCGAGAGUCUCUCAAAGGCCUCACGCGAUUGAAAAGACUCGCCAUAUCCCGAGAUACGUACCCGGUUCCAUUCGACCUGGAAGAGCCGGAGUACUACUACGCGUUCAAAGCCGCCGAUCCGGAGGACCGCAAGCUUGCCAAGAAGCGAAACUGGAUAAAUGAGCUCGAGCCGAUUGGGGAUUCUGGCGGCGAAACCGUGCAUGAGGCGGAUAAAAUUUGGGAGUACGCACACCGCUACAGAAUGUUCAAGCAAGCCGAGAAGUACGCCGAGAUGAUUCCGACGCUGGAAUGGGUCUACUGCGGCGAAUGGCCGAUGAAUCGUGCUGGUCGUAUCUACGUCGCACGUUUGGCAUGGGCCAUGAAGAAGAUUGAAUGUGCACAUACUCUCGUCGAGAUGGCUGACAACGCGUAUAUCUGCUCCCUUAAGGCCGACCACGUCGACGAGACUCAAGGUCAAGGGUUGCUCCCCCAAGGUCACAGUAUACUCGACCAAUGUUUGGAUUUCGCAAUCGAGCUCUCCAAAGGCCGUUUCUUCCAACUCUCAUCUCAAUUCCCAUCCAAUGAAUUUUCUCUCAACACCACCGCCUUUGCCGAUCUCACACACCUCCUCCGAGACGACCCCCGAGUCUCGAUUGACGAGAUCCGCCUCGAGUAUGACCCAAGCUCUGCCUGCGCCCGUUUCAAAAUGCCUGCUUCCCGAAUCCACAACUACAUCGCCAACCAACUCUGCCAGGUCGUCGUCACUGCCAGCGCCAGCGUACUACCUAACCUCCAGUGGGCACGAGAGGAGAAUUUGGUCAUGGACGACGACCAACGGGCUGUCAUCGUGGACGCGGCUUACCAGGCAGCCAUCGAGGAUAGGUGCACCGAAUGCCUCCAACGUACGAACGGGUUCAUCCGCGCCGCCAUCGCCAUCAAGAUCCCGUACGAGUCGUCCUACGCCACUGAUGCCUCCCCCCUUCGCGACCGCCUUCACGAGUGUCUCGUCAGUCUCUGGGUCUGGCGUGAGGGCCAAGUUCAAUGCGACAUUCACUGGAAGAGCAUCAACACGAGACGCGCCUACCUGACGCUGAAGAAGUCUUACUUCACCGACGACGUCCCCGCGCCUCCGUUUCCCACUCAGCACAGCACCCGCAAUCGCAACCGCCUAUCCACGCCUUCCGAGCCUACUGAGCCCGCCGAGCCCGCUGUCUGUAUCCCUUUCACCCGGUUGAAGGAAAUCAUCGAGCAGGCCAUAGAGUAUCAGAUCAGCGUCCAGUAG